Messenger RNA from Microtus oregoni (creeping vole), 1111 nucleotides. RefSeq names its product WD repeat-containing protein 5B-like. Gene Ontology annotation, molecular function: histone binding. The transcript has 2 exons. Bases 1 to 1002 code for a protein of 333 amino acids. Gene Ontology annotation, cellular component: Set1C/COMPASS complex. The record is from RefSeq and is a predicted model, not a curated record. Lineage: Eukaryota; Metazoa; Chordata; Mammalia; Rodentia; Cricetidae.
AUGUCAUCAAAGCAGAUGUCUGUGACAUCAGGAGAACGAAAAGCUCAGUUGGCCCUCUGCUCUGCCACCCAGCGGGCAGGAGAACCGCAGAAACCCAACUAUGCCCUCAGACUUACUCUUGAGGGGCACUCGGCGGCCAUAUCAUCAGUUAAGUUUAGUCCUAACGGAGAAUGGCUAGCAAGUUCUGCCGCUGAUACGCUAAUUAUAAUUUGGGGGGCAUAUGAUGGGAAAUGUAAGAAAACACUCUGUGGUCAUAAUCUGGAAAUAUCAGAUGUUGCCUGGUCUUCGGAUUCUAGCCGUCUCGUUUCUGCCUCAGACGACAAGACUCUAAAGUUAUGGGAUGUGAGAUCUGGAAGCUGUUUGAGAACACUAAAAGGGCACAGUGAUUUCGCCUUCUGCUGUAAUUUCAACCCGCCAUCCAACCUCAUCGUUUCGGGGUCCUUCGAUGAGAGUGUGAAAAUAUGGGAGGUGGAAACAGGAAAGUGCCUCAAGACCUUGUCUGCCCAUUCGGAUCCCAUCUCUGCCGUACAUUUUAAUUGCAGUGGGUCCUUGAUAGUGUCGGGGAGCUACGACGGUCUUUGUAGAAUCUGGGAUGCUGCCUCGGGCCAAUGUUUAAAAACACUUGCUGAUGAUGGCAACCCUCCCGUGUCUUUUGAAAAAUUUUCUCCAAAUGGCAAAUACAUUCUCACUGCAACUUUGGACAAUACUCUUAAACUGUGGGAUUGCAGCAGAGGCAGAUGCCUGAAGACAUACACUGGCCAUAGGAAUGAGAAAUACUGCAUAUUUGCCAGUUUCUCUGUGACUGGUGGAAAGUGGGUUGUGUCUGGCUCUGAGGACAACAUGGUUUACAUCUGGAACCUUCAGACUAAAGAGAUUGCACAGAAGCUACAAGGUCACACAGAUGUUGUGAUCUCGGCAGCUUGUCACCCUACAGAAAACAUGAUUGCAUCAGCGGCGUUGGAUAACGACAAAACCAUCAAAGUGUGGACGAGUGACUUGUGAAGUCGCUGGCAACCACCGAUGAGUAAACUAAGUCAGAAACAAUCGAAAGGGUGACUCCCUGAAGUUUGCCUGGUUUUGUAGCUCUUGUCGAAUUGUCUUUGAUGUUAUG